AUGCCCGAGAUCCGAGCGACCGAGACACGCGCAUUGCAGUUGCCGAGAACGUCCCACGAUCCCGGAAACUCCGGGAUAAUCGGCGGAAUAUCUUCUGCGCUUGGAAUUAUUUGCUACGACACUUUUUACGUCACCACGUUGAUGGUCAUCUGCGCACAAUUUCAAUACAUCAAUAUCAUAUUGAUGAAAAUCGAUUUUGACAACGUGCCAGAAGCUAUCUUCGUUCUCGAGAACAAAUUAAAGAAUUGCGUGAAUUGUCAUACGGAGAUUAUAAAAUUUCUAAAAAUGUUGCAAACCUUUAGCGGUCCAACAAUGUUCGUGCAAUGCAUCGAAACAUUAAUUAUCAUUUGUUUAGUCUCAUUCGAAGCAUCAGCGAUUAAAGUUGCGAUUGAUAUGGAAUCUAUUUUGAAAUUAUGGUCUUUGCUUGAAUAUUUUUUAUGUGCCGCCUUUCAACUGUAUGUUUUCUGUUUCUUUGUCACUCAACUCGAACAUUUGGGCUUGCAAAUUGCGCAUUCAGUAUAUUCUUGUGGAUGGGAGUUUAUGGCCAUUGAAAAAAGAGAGCAAAUGGAUUUCGGAAAGCAAUUAAAACUUUAUAACGUCGGUCGAUUAGUACAAACGAUUAUGGUACGAGCACAGAGGCCGAUUGUUUUAACCGGUGGCCCAUUUUACGUUCUCUCAUUGGAAACUUUCAGAGUUGUAAGCAAUGUUAUGUGA
Messenger RNA from Mycetomoellerius zeteki, 714 nucleotides. RefSeq names its product odorant receptor coreceptor. Bases 1 to 714 code for a protein of 237 amino acids. The record is from RefSeq and is a predicted model, not a curated record. Lineage: Eukaryota; Metazoa; Arthropoda; Insecta; Hymenoptera; Formicidae. The transcript is spliced from 6 exons. Gene Ontology annotation, cellular component: plasma membrane. Gene Ontology annotation, molecular function: olfactory receptor activity; odorant binding. Gene Ontology annotation, biological process: sensory perception of smell; detection of chemical stimulus involved in sensory perception of smell.